AUGGAAGUUGAACAAAAGUUCAAGAGAAUAUGUGUGUUUUGUGGAAGUAGUGCUGGUAAUAAAACCAGUUACAGAGAUGCUGCUAUCGAACUCGGAGCCGAACUGGUAUCAAGAAAUAUCGAUCUUGUCUAUGGUGGAGGGAGCAUUGGUUUAAUGGGUUUGAUUUCUCAAGCUGUUUACAAUGGAGGUCGCCAUGUCAUCGGAGUUAUCCCCAAGACACUAAUGCCAAAAGAGAUAACAGGAGAGACAGUGGGAGAAGUGAGGGCAGUAGCAGACAUGCACCAAAGGAAAGCUGAAAUGGCUAAGCACUCUGAUGCUUUUAUCGCUUUACCUGGUGGAUAUGGAACACUUGAAGAGCUUCUUGAAGUAAUCACUUGGGCACAGCUUGGAAUCCAUGAUAAACCAGUGGGACUAUUGAAUGUAGAAGGAUACUACAAUUCAUUGUUAUCAUUCAUAGACAAAGCAGUGGAAGAAGGUUUCAUUACACCAACUGCUCGUCAUAUCAUUGUCUCUGCUCCUUCUGCUAAAGACCUUGUGAAGAAACUUGAGGAAUAUGUACCAAGGCAUGAAAAGGUAGCCUCAAAAAAAAGUUGGGAGAUGGAGCAAAUAGGGCUGAUCAGUCCCACUUGUGAAAUCUCAAGAUGAAAAUGGACUAAUUAAUUUUCUUAAUUAGGAUAAGCCCAAUUGAAUGUUUCUCCAAAUUGGGUUCCUUUUAUUGAUUGUAAACUUAGUCCCGGCAACUGGAAACAAACAAGUUGUCUUUCUUUUUUUUUGGUCAAAAAACAAGUUUUCGUUCUUUUUCUUGUGUAGUUGAUUCAGUUGUUUAAUGUAUUUUUUUUUUUUUUUGUAAUAUAUUUCUAUGAACGAUUCAAU
This is a messenger RNA of Eruca vesicaria subsp. sativa (arugula), 873 nucleotides long. Lineage: Eukaryota; Viridiplantae; Streptophyta; Magnoliopsida; Brassicales; Brassicaceae. The record is from the annotation of a GenBank genome assembly.